AUGGAUAUACGCUCAGAGGAUCGCCUGGCUUCCGAAGCGGCCUCGACCGCGGGAGCUGUAGGUGAUGAUAGAGCCACGGCGGACUUCGACGAUAUCAACGUUACCCACCAUCCGCGACGACACGAUGAUGACGAGGAAGGCUCGGAUGUCGACGACGACGUGGAAAGCACAACAAGCGCACAGGCUGUUGAGAACUCGAAGAUUUCAAGAAAUGUAGAAGAAGAGAAGGAGCUGCCUUCACAUGCAUGCGCAUACUGCGGUAUCCAUAACGCGAGCAGCGUUGUCAAAUGUCUAGCUUGCAACAAAUGGUUCUGCAGUGCGCGUGGCAAUACGUCCUCUUCGCAUAUUGUCAACCACCUCGUUCGAGCUCGGCACAAGGAAGUUCAACUACAUCCCGACUCGUCCCUGGGAGACACGAUUCUCGAAUGCUAUAACUGCGGUACGAAGAAUGUCUUUCUUCUCGGCUUCAUUCCCGCGAAGUCCGAUACAGUCGUUGUCCUGCUGUGCCGCCAGCCCUGUGCUGCUAUGCCGUCUUCGAAGGAUAUGAACUGGGACACAUCACGCUGGCAUCCGCUCAUUGAAGACCGUUCUUUUCUGUCCUGGCUUGUGGCUGCGCCAUCUGAUCAAGAACAACUCCGUGCCCGUCACUUGAGCCCGCAAAUGAUUGCUAAACUGGAAGAGAUGUGGAAAGAGAACUCCAAGGCAACAUUUUCGGACCUUGAAAAGGCCCAAGCAGUGGAUGACGAACCUGCUCCAGUUCUCUUGCGUUACGAUAAUCCCUUUCAAUACCAGAACAUCUUCGGGCCGCUUGUUAAAAUCGAGGCUGACUACGACCGCAAGUUGAAAGAGUCUCAAUCGCAGGAUGGGCUGAUUGUUCGUUGGGAUCUGGGUCUUAACAACAAGCACUUGGCAAGCUUUAUUCUCCCAAAACUCGAGCUUGGAGAUGUGAAGUUAGCGGUUGGUGACGAGAUGCGCCUGAAAUAUACCGGUGAAUUGCGUGCCAAGUGGGAAGGAAUGGGGUAUGUCAUCAAGAUUCCGAACAAUCAGUCUGAUGAGGUGACUAUCGAGUUGCGCACAAAGGGCGAACACAAGUCUGUCCCUACCGAGUGUACCCACAACUUCACCGCAGACUAUGUCUGGAAAUCGACUUCAUUCGACCGUAUGCAGCUCGCCAUGAAGACCUUUGCGGUCGAUGAGAUGAGUGUCUCUGGCUACAUCUUCCACCGUCUCCUUGGACACGAGGUUGCAGCUGCGCCCAUGAAGACGCAGUUACCCAAGAAAUUCAGCGUCCCUGGUCUUCCAGAGCUGAACGGUAGCCAGAUCAAUGCAGUCAAGAGCGUGCUCCAGAGACCCUUGAGUUUAAUCCAAGGCCCCCCUGGAACUGGUAAGACGGUUACUUCUGCGACUAUCAUUUACCACCUUGCAAAGAUAAAUGGGGGUCAAGUCUUGGUUUGUGCACCGUCUAACGUAGCGGUGGAUCAGCUCUGCGAACGCAUUCAUAGAACCGGUCUCAAGACAGUGCGUGUGACUGCCAAGUCCCGCGAAGAUGUGGAAUCUCCUGUUGGCUUCCUCUCCUUGCACGAGCAAGUGCGCUUGAAUGACACCAACAUUGAGCUCAUCAAACUUAAUCAAUUGAAAUCUGAGCUCGGAGAAUUGUCUAGCCAGGACGAGAAAAGAUUGAAGCAGCUCACACGUUCUGCAGAGCGGGAAAUCUUAGCCAAUGCGGAUGUUAUUUGCUGUACCUGUGUCGGUGCGGGUGAUCCUCGUCUUUCUAAACUCAAAUUCCGGACUGUUUUGAUUGAUGAAUCAACGCAAUCUGCUGAGCCAGAGUGCAUGAUUCCCCUGGUCAUGGGUUGCAAGCAGGUCGUAUUGGUUGGUGACCACCAGCAGCUUGGCCCUGUCAUUAUGAACAAGAAGGCUGCCAAGGCCGGUCUCAACCAGUCUCUUUUUGAGCGUCUCGUCAUCCUUGGUUGCUCACCUAUUCGGUUGGCCGUGCAGUAUCGUAUGAACCCAUGUUUGUCCGAAUUUCCAUCCAAUAUGUUCUACGAAGGUUCUCUGCAAAAUGGUAUUACUGGAGUCGAUCGUCUCAAGCCCGAAAUCGACUUCCCUUGGCCUAUUAGCGAUCAGCCCAUGAUGUUCUGGUCAAACCUGGGUAAUGAAGAGAUUGCGGCUUCUGGAACUUCGUAUCUCAACCGCACAGAGGCGACGAAUGUGGAGAAGAUCGUUACGCGGUUUUUCAAAGCCGGUGUGAAGCCACAAGACAUUGGUGUCAUUACACCGUAUGAGGGUCAGCGCAGUUACAUUGUCAGCUCUAUGCAAGCAAACGGCACUUUCAAGAAGGAGCUCUACAAGGAAAUUGAGGUUGCUUCCGUCGAUGCGUUCCAGGGACGAGAGAAGGAUUUCAUCAUCCUCUCUUGUGUGCGUUCCAACGACCACCAGGGUAUCGGUUUCUUGAGCGACCCUCGUCGUCUGAACGUUGCCCUCACCCGUGCUAAGUAUGGUUUGGCUAUCCUCGGAAAUCCGAAGGUGCUGUCCAAGCAUCCUCUGUGGAACUUCCUCCUUCAGCACUUCAAGGAAAGACACUGUCUCGUCGAAGGGCCUCUUACCAACCUUCAGGAAUCAUUGAUUCAAUUCAGUCGUCCCAAGCAAGCGUACAGGGGUCCCCAGCGUUUCCAGAUCGCCUACAGCCACGCAUCGAAUGUCACUAGCGGUAUGAUGAAUGGACGGAAUGGCCAUAGGAACGAUUUCCACGACACCGGAUCAAUGGUCGGCUACAUCCCCGAUGAUGUCUCCUCCGUUCACUCGUCAAGUCUCGGUGGAGUUGGUCUUCCAUCUGGGUAUCCUCCCAUGUUCCAGAACUUUGCAGAUUCGUGGCCUGCCCUCCCUGGAGGCCGACAGGCCAAUGGCAGCCGUGGGAAGCGAGUACCCAGUGUUGCUGGAGAGUCUGUUGCCGCUACGGAGUCUGAUAUCACGACCAGCAUCAUCGAUGGUAAGGGUGUCGACCAGGGCGGUGUCAGUCUUGCUGGCUUGAGCAUCAACGACAUGAACAAGCAGCCCAGCCUUAGCCAGUCAGACCGACUGAAGCGCUAUGUGGAAUCUGGAGGACGCGAGCCCUACAAGCCCGGGGUCCCUGACAAUAACAGCAUCUUUGGGGGUAGCUCUGCUAGCAUUCGUGUCACUCGUGGCGUCCCUGGUCAUAUGCACGAUGAUGAUGAUGCGCGCAGCGUUUCCACGGCGUUUGCAAGCCAGGUUGGGGGUAACUACGAUUGA
Messenger RNA from Aspergillus chevalieri, 3270 nucleotides. Its product is annotated as putative regulator of nonsense transcripts. The transcript is spliced from 2 exons. The record is from RefSeq and is a predicted model, not a curated record. Gene Ontology annotation, cellular component: cytoplasm. Gene Ontology annotation, molecular function: RNA helicase activity; ATP binding; zinc ion binding. The coding region runs from base 1 to 3270 and encodes 1089 amino acids. Gene Ontology annotation, biological process: nuclear-transcribed mRNA catabolic process, nonsense-mediated decay. NCBI's taxonomy places the organism in Eukaryota, Fungi, Ascomycota, Eurotiomycetes, Eurotiales, Aspergillaceae.